AUGGAAUUGGAAUAUAUUUCUCCUCAAUGUCAAAAAAUGGUUUCGACAAAAAAGUUCUCUUUAUCUAAUUUAAUAGCAAAUACAAAGGUUUAAUCAUCUAUGAUCGACUAAGAUGAAAUUUCCUUGAAAUCAGUAAGAACAGUGGUUACUAGAGUUUCCUUAUUGGAAAACAAUUUGAUUCCAAAGGAGAAGUACAUAAUCAUUAUUAUGAAAACGAUGAUGGACACAAUUCCUCCAAAGAAGGUCUUAUAAUAGUUUUACUUAAUCCCUUUUCAGGUAAUUGUUUAACCAGAGAUAUCAAAUUUCAAAAUUGCUUGA
Paramecium tetraurelia is the source of this 318-nucleotide messenger RNA. RefSeq lists its product as uncharacterized. The transcript has a single exon. The record is from RefSeq and is a predicted model, not a curated record. NCBI's taxonomy places the organism in Eukaryota, Ciliophora, Oligohymenophorea, Peniculida, Parameciidae.